AUGUUCAACCAACAAAAACCAGCGUUUAAAUUCGUAAUCAAAUCAAAAAUAGAGCCAAAUGCUGUGAAUGAUAUCAAAUUAGAUACAAAGAAGGAUGUAGCAGCGACAUCUUCUACUACAACUGCGAUAGUUUCAGACGAAAAGAAGCGUAAACGCACAGAAAAAGAUGCCACAGCAGCAGCUCCUAUUGCCACUAAAAAAGUCUGCAGUCAGUUGGAACGCUGGAAUAGAAAGAAAGAAGAGCUCAAACAUGAAUCAGACCUUCAGACAGAGCAAGAGAUGGCCAAAUCCGAGUACGCCGACUUGUCUGCAAUGGCAUGUUUAUUAUGUCAACGCAAAUUCAAGCAGAAAUCAGAUUUGGAACGACAUCAAGCUAUAUCUGAACUUCACAAAAAUAACCUAAAGGAUCCAAUUGCUGUCAACAAGGCCAAACUCAAGCUACAGUUCAUUCAAACAGACCAACAAGAGAAAGAAAAGGAGCAAACAGUAGAGUAUCGCAACCGAGCUGCUGAAAGAAGACAAGCUUAUGGACAGCCAGAGAAGCCAGUUUUAUCCCCUCCUUCUUCACCUACUCAUCAUCAUAGACAACCAUCCAUGAUACCGAGACGUGAGCAGCCCAUCAACCAAGCAUCCAUGUAUACGCCUAUCGCGGAUGAUAACAAAGGUGCUCGUAUGUUGGCCAGCAUGGGUUGGAAGAAGGGUGAAGGUUUAGGCAAAGAUGGAUCAGGUAUAUUGGAUCCUGUUAAGGCAGAAAGCUAUGCACAAUCUGCAGGUAUUGGAUCAACAGUCAAAAGAGAUGUGGGAUCUGGAGGUGGCACUUAUCAAAGUAGAACACUCGAUACGGCACGAAAGAGACUUUACGGUGAUCGUUAG
This is a messenger RNA of Mucor velutinosus, 873 nucleotides long. It is a transcript of the gene BCS1, whose product is annotated as Complex III assembly protein translocase and chaperone. Gene Ontology annotation, biological process: mRNA splicing, via spliceosome. Bases 1 to 873 code for a protein of 290 amino acids. Gene Ontology annotation, molecular function: RNA binding. Gene Ontology annotation, cellular component: nucleus. NCBI's taxonomy places the organism in Eukaryota, Fungi, Mucoromycota, Mucoromycetes, Mucorales, Mucoraceae. The transcript is spliced from 6 exons. The record is from RefSeq and is a predicted model, not a curated record.